Messenger RNA from Hypomesus transpacificus, 2168 nucleotides. RefSeq names its product early growth response 4 (gene egr4). Lineage: Eukaryota; Metazoa; Chordata; Actinopteri; Osmeriformes; Osmeridae. The transcript is spliced from 2 exons. Bases 56 to 1303 code for a protein of 415 amino acids. The record is from RefSeq and is a predicted model, not a curated record. Gene Ontology annotation, molecular function: RNA polymerase II cis-regulatory region sequence-specific DNA binding; DNA-binding transcription factor activity, RNA polymerase II-specific. Gene Ontology annotation, biological process: regulation of transcription by RNA polymerase II.
CUCGUUUACCUUUUUAAUUCAAUUUCCACGAGCUAUAACGCAUCCGGUUCCCACCAUGCUCCUGAGCGAAGAGAGCAGCUUUAUGUCGCAGUUCGAGGACGCGUGCUGUGCCUGGGUGGACAGUGUGGGCUCGAGCCCCAGCCUCUGCGACAGUACCGAUUCCGAAGUGGGUUCGCCAGGCUGCGCGUUCUCACCGGGAACCGAGGCUUCAGACUCAGACUUCUUCUCCGACCUGAGUGACGGUUCCUCUGAUACACUGUCACCCUCCCUCGCCUACACCGGCAGCUUCUUCACGGAGGCGCUACCGGGGGCGCACUGCAGCACUGACGCCAUCCUCAACAUGAUCACGGAAAUCGUGGGGAUCUGCACAGGUCCCGGUACCGAGGCUGAAACCGUAGCUCUCUCUCCAUCCUUCCCCGACAGCGCCUCCACUCCGCUCUACUCCCCAUCCCACGAGCCAGCCUUCAACGGGUGCAGCCGCGAGACAUGUACCGCGGCUUCAGUACAGCCCACGGCUCCCCAGCUGGUGAUCAAGACCGAGUUUGAGAACAGCUGCAACGGGUGCGACCAGUUCUCCCGGCCCGGUGAGGGUCUGUGCGCGGUCAGUACCGACCCAAUGCUCCUGGUACCAGGACUGGAUCAUGCGGAAGUAGCGGAGCUACUGGACUCUCUGCUGCACCCCGCGGCCAGUGCCGGUGAUCUGAAGACUGGGGCGGACAUCAAGCAGGAGCCUGGUCUGCUGGAGGACUGGGCACGUGGCUACCUGGCGCCGUCAGGCGGGGUCAAACUGGAGAGUGUGGAGGUGCAGGCCGGGAGCGUGCAGAGCCAGAAUGAGCUCCUCCACCCCGCCUCCUCCUUCUGCUCCUCCCUGGACGCCCUGCUCUCCUCCCUCCUGCCCGCCGUGCUCCCGAGAAGCACCGGCACACCGGUGGGAGCGUGCAAACCCUCCCGGGCCAGGAAGAGCCCCGUGAAGGGAACCGUGAAGGCGAAGCCGUUCCCCUGCCCAAUCAUUGGCUGCGAGCGACGCUUCUCGCGCUCAGACGAGCUUAACCGGCAUGUUCGCAUCCACACCGGACACAAGCCUUUCCAGUGCGCUAUCUGCUUGCGCAGCUUCAGCCGGAGUGACCAUCUGACCACACACACGCGCACGCACACAGGAGAGAAGCCGUUUUCCUGCGAAGUUUGUGGGAAACGCUUCGCGCGCAGCGACGAGCGGAAGAGGCACGGGCGCGUGCAUGUUAAGCAGCAGCUACGCGCUCAGAUGAUGGCAGCCUACACACUCGCCUUCCCCGGCGGCGUCUGAACUGCGAGCUCCCAGUGACCGCGAUGGUUGAGAGUUUUAUCCUGGUGUUUACGAGGCUUCGAUUGACCUGACCUCACCAUGGCAACGUUUACUGAGACGUCAGUCUGGUGGUCUGUGGCGCGGGUGCUGCAUUAUGUGAUGGAAGUUCUUGUCGGUAAAGAGCGCGAUUGUGGGCUGAACAUUCUCCUGAGGAUGUUGGAAGUGGAACUUUGUCCUCUUCCGAACGGCUGUGCGUUCUACUGUCUGGAUCCGUUAACACGCGCACAGAGAACAGAGGGGCGGACUGGUUAGGGUUGGGCGCAGGCGCAGAGAGUGAGAGAGAUAUCUGUUAACUUGUGUCUCCACACAGAACAUCUCUGAUUGUAAAGUGUUGUUUUGUGAAAAACUGCAUGACGAUCUUACAAGUAAAGGCCUGUCACAGGCUACAUAACCAUUCUUUGCUCGAUGUAAACGUUAUAUUUCUAAAGAUAUGUGAACUUAACACUUUAUAUUUGGAUACAUCUAUAAGACAAAACCUGUAGAGUAUAUGUUUAUAUUCUCCCAACUCAGUUUUCUAUGAGUACAUUUAUAUUAUGUGGUCUACGGAAUGAGUCUAUAAUCCGACCAGAUUGUAAAUCUAUGAUGGUUCUGUUCCAGACGUUCUAGAACAGCCAGUCGCUUUCUGAUGUCACUUUUGUAAGAGCUCUCCAGGAGAGACACGCAGUACUUCAACAUUGUAGUUGACAAGCAGAGUUGCACACGUUAGUGUGUCUUUAUGUACAAUAACGGAAGCACGUAACUUUCUUUACGCAUGAAGGGCAGCGCUUUGCUCCGUCCGAGAUGUUGUGUUCCUCAAAAACAUGAACAUGAAUAAAAAUAAAAACAA